GGCGCCAUCUUGAGUGAGGGCAGAGUGCCUGAGGGGGAAUUUCAGGCGGGAAUGCUGAGGGUGGCCCCCCGGGCCCUGCUGUGCUGCCCCCCGAGAGCCUCGAGAGCCCCCCAGAGCUCCAGCAGCGCGGGCAGCCCUGCGGCCAUGGCAGCGCCCCCAGACCCAUCAGUGUCCCCAGCCCCAUCAGCACCCCCAGCCCCGCUGGUGUCCCCAGCCCCGCCGGUGUCCCCGGAGGCGGCGGGCGGGCUGGUGGCGGUGGCACAGGUGACAUGCACGGCGGACAAGGAGCACAACUGGCGGCAGUGCUCGGCGCUGGUGCGGCGCGCGGCGGCCGCGGGGGCCCGGCUGGUGUUCCUGCCCGAGGCCUUCGACUUCAUCGGGGACAGCGCCCAGCACAGCCUGGCGCUGGCUGAGCCCCUGCACGGGGACACCGUGCGGCGCUACCGCCGCCUGGCCAGGGAAUGUGACGUGUGGCUCUCCCUCGGUGGCUUCCACGAGCGUGGCGAGGACUGGGACAGCACCGGCCGCAUCUACAACUGUCACCUGCUGCUGGACAGCUCGGGCGCGCUGGUGGCCGCCUACCGCAAGCUGCACUUGUUUGACGCGGCGCUGCCGGGGGCGCCGGCGCUGAGCGAGAGCUCCUUCACCAACCCCGGCCGGGAGCUGCUGCCCCCCAUCGACACCCCCGUGGGCAAGCUGGGGCUGGCCGUGUGCUAUGACCUGCGGUUCCCCGAGCUGGCCCAGGCCCUGCGCGGGGCCGGUGCCCAAAUCCUGACCUACCCCUCGGCCUUCACCGUCACCACCGGAGCCGCGCACUGGGAGGUGCUGCUGCGUGCCCGUGCCAUCGAGUGCCAGUGCUACGUGGUGGCCGCGGCCCAGAGCGGGCGGCACAACGCCAGCCGGGCGUCCUUCGGCCACUCGCUGGUGGCCGACCCCUGGGGCACCGUGGUGGCACAGUGCCACGAGGGGCCGGGGCUGUGCCUGGCACACAUCGACCUGACCUACCUGGAGCAGGUGCGCCGGGAGCUGCCCGUGCACGGCCACCGCCGCGGGGACAUCUACGGGGACCUGCCGGGGACACCGGGGACGUGACGGCGCCAGGCAUCCGCUUGGGAUUGGCACCGGGUUUGCUUUUCUGUCCCCAAAACGGAAUGGCACGAGGUGUCCUGCUUUUCUUUAUUGGGGGUCCCAAAUCUGCAUCAUUUCAGCCCCAAAUCUGCAUCAUUUCAGCCCUAAAUCAGCCCCAACUCUGCCCUUUUUCGUCCCCAAAACAGAAUGGCACAUGGUGUCCUCUCCUUUCUUUAUUGGGGGUCCCAAAUCUGACCCAAAUCUGCAUCAAAUCAGCCCCAAAUCUGCACCAUUUCAGCCCUAAAUCAGCCCCAAAUCUGCACCAUUUCAGCCCUAAAUCAGCCCCAAAUCUGCAUAAUUUCAGUCCCAAAUCUGCCCUUUUAGACCCCAAAACGGAAUGGCACAAGGUGUCUUCUCCUUUCUUUAUUGGGGGUCCCAAAUCUGCAUCAUUUCAGCCCUAAAUCAGCCCCAAAUCUGCGUCAUUUCAGCCCUAAAUCAGCCCCAAAUCUGCACCAUUUCAGCCCCAAAUCUGCACCAUUUCAGCCCUAAAUCAGCCCCAAAUCUGCAUCAUUUCAGUCCCAAAUCUGCCCUUUUAGACCCAAAACUAAAUGGCA
This is a messenger RNA of Taeniopygia guttata (zebra finch), 1682 nucleotides long. Lineage: Eukaryota; Metazoa; Chordata; Aves; Passeriformes; Estrildidae. The record is from RefSeq and is a predicted model, not a curated record.